CCUCAUCGCACUCCACCCAUCAACAGACUCCCAGAACACUAUCCAGGUUCCCUUUUUUCUGUCUGCUUUUCUGUCUUCCUAUCUUUCUUUUAAUUCUUGACUUGUCUUCCAUUAAGGUUUCUUUCGUAUCGCUCAUUCUACAUCAAUUCAAGCCUCUCAGAUCAUGACCACAGACUCAAGCUCCGCCGCUAUAUCUACGCCCAGAUCCCGGCCCCGUGCUGCGACGACGGUGCAACCAGCUCCCACCCUCCACUCGUCCCUUUCUUCCCGACGCUCCUCACAAGUCAUGGCCCCUCUUACGCUCUCGCCCACUCUCAACGCCUCAGCAGCAAGCCCGAUGCCGGGCGCUGGGGAACAAGACUCACGGGCAGCCGCAGUGUCUGGCCCAUUGCGUCAUCCCAAGCCGCUGACCCCAUCCGAUAUCCACUCAAUGUUGGAGCAAGAGCAAGAAGCAAUGGUUAACCGGCUAUCGAGAGAGCUCUCCCUUCUUCGCCAACAAACAGCCUCGGUCGCAUCGACCACAUCAUCAACAUCGACUACACUCAACGAUCCCAUGGACUCGCUGCACGCCUCCCAGUACAUCAUCAACUCCACGGUUCCGACGACUUCGCGCAGACAUCGCUCCUCCUCCAGCCUCAGUUCCUCCUACAUCCCCGCGGUUCAAGGGUCACGGACGGGCAGCGGGUUCGGAAUCGCACCGUCGAGAGAGACACAGCUACCGUCAACCCGCACGGACUCGGCGCGCUCGGGGAGGAGUCGAGAGUCGUCGCUCACUUCUCGACAAUCGGACGCAGCACUGUCGCAGCAUCACUUUCCAUCUACCGACCAGCUUUCACCCUCCAUAGGGGGGUUCCCGCACCGGAACUCGCUCAAUCAGCAGAAGAGCCCUGUUAUUCCAGCCUCUCGCCACGAGGAGCUCCUCGCCCAGCGGGAAGAAGUAGAUUUGCUGAAGCGGGAGAAUGAGAGUCUGCGCCGACGUGUGCGGGAACUGGAGCUGAUAGUUCGAAAUUCUCGAGAACAGGAGCGUGCUAUAGACCACGACACUCAGAAUUCAGCGCGCUCCGACGGAGAACAGGGGAGGGAGGCACUAAAGCUUGAAGAUUGAAGGGACUCAUUUGUGGUGGUAUGGCUCGUUCUUCCGAUGUUGAAGUUUGCAAGAACCGUGUUCUUCAUUGGUCUUGCCAGGUGCUCAAUCAUCAACCUGAACCAAUAGAUUAUUCUUUCUUCGGCGUACCAGAUUUUGGGGCUUGGAAUUCUAG
Aspergillus japonicus CBS 114.51 is the source of this 1259-nucleotide messenger RNA. RefSeq lists its product as uncharacterized. Bases 164 to 1105 code for a protein of 313 amino acids. The transcript has 3 exons. The record is from RefSeq and is a predicted model, not a curated record. NCBI's taxonomy places the organism in Eukaryota, Fungi, Ascomycota, Eurotiomycetes, Eurotiales, Aspergillaceae.